Cylicostephanus goldi is the source of this 378-nucleotide messenger RNA. Lineage: Eukaryota; Metazoa; Nematoda; Chromadorea; Rhabditida; Strongylidae. The record is from the annotation of a GenBank genome assembly.
AUGAUUUUCGAUCCAUCUCGCGGUAUGAUUCUGGAAUCACUUUGUGCUAAGAUCAAUCUAUGGAAUACACGUAAUCCCGACAAAAGAAUUCGUCUGAUAGGUAUGAGUGCAACACUGGAAAACUUGGUCGCUGUUGGCGAAUGGUUGAAUGCCAAGGUAUUCGAAACUCAUUUUCGUCCUGUUGAUUUGACUGAGCGAAUCUGUUGCGAUGGCCAUAUCAGCGAGCUCAGUACUGGCAAUGUUAUCCGAGAUGUUCCUAAGCGUUUUCGAGUGCCAGAAGAUCCGGAAUGCGUUCUUGGUCUAGCAGCUGAAGGAAUCUAUUUGAGGAAACUUGUACUCGUCUUCAGUUCAUCCAAAGCCGAUGUAGAAAAGGUUUAG